GUCCCCACAUUCCCACGGUCCCACAUUCCCCAGCCCUGCAGCGAGGACACUGCGCAGACAGCAAGAGAGAAAGCGGAGCUCGUUGGAUUUAAUCCAUUUUAUGUCCUAGAAAACAUUUGUACAGGUCACACUGAACAGCAGAUUGUUGUCUCAAGCCAGUGCUGAUCAAUGACAGUUUAGCUGCAGUAUGUCAGAGAAGAGAGGAAAGAUGAGUCUCUCACACAAACAGAGUGUAAGAUCAGGAUCACAUGUGUCUGUGAAGAGUGACCAGUCAAAGGAUAAACCACCAGACUUCAGUGAGAAAAAAACAUCUAUCGAAAGUGUAAGAUCAGACUCACAUGUGUCCAGCUCUGUGUCUGUGAAGAGUGACCGGUCAAAGGAUGAACCACCGAAAUUCAGUGAAGAAACAACAUCACGAACCAAACGGCUUCAGUAUGAAACAUUAGAUCCAGAUUUACAGUCUCACAGGAAACACAAGAAUUAUACAGACAGUCUCCUGCAGAUCUUCCAGGAUCUUGAGAGCAAAAUAAUCAAAUUUCUAAAGAAGGAACUGGAAAAGUUUAAGAAAAUAUUACAAAAAGAGAACUUACAAUACUUUGUGAAGGACUUUAAUGAGAACAGAUGCAGUAUGAAAGAAGCAGCUCUUGAUCUCACGCUCUACUUCCUGAGAGAGAUGAAGCAAGAUGAAGCUGCUGAUACUCUAGAAGAUGAGCUGGUCUUCAUUCAUCAGCUAAAGUGUAGCCUAAAGAAGAAGUAUCAGUGUGUGUCUGAAGGAAUUGCAAAGCAAGGAGACUCUACACUUCUGAAGAACAUCUACACAGAUCUCUAUAUCACUCAGGGUUGUAGUGAACAGGUCAAUACUGAACAUGAGGUGAGACAGAUUGAAGUUGCUUCCAGACGUCAUGAAUCACAGGAGAUACAGGUUGAGUGCAAACAUUUGUUUGAAGCACCUGAACAAGACAAGCAGAUCAGAACUGUACUGACAAAAGGAGUUGCUGGCAUCGGAAAAUCAGUCUCUGUACAGAAGUUUGGUCUGGAUUGGGCAGAAGGAAAAGAAAAUCAAGAUAUCAGCUUCAUAUUUCCUCUUCCAUUCAGAGAGAUGAACUUAAAGGAGCAAGAAAAACUAAGUUUGAUGGACCUUAUAACUCAGUUUUUCCCAGAGACAGAAGGACUGAACCUUACGAGAAGAAAUCAAUUCAAAGUCUUGUUCAUUCUUGAUGGAUUGGAUGAAUGUCGACUUCCUGUAAACUUUAAGGAUAAUGAGACGUGGUCUGAUGUUUCAUCACCAGUCUCUCUGGAUGUUCUCCUGACGAACCUCAUCAAGGGAAAUCUGCUUCCUUCUGCUCUCAUCUGGAUCACCAGCAGACCAGCAGCUGCCAGUAAGAUUCCUCCUGACUGUAUCGACCGGCUGACAGAGAUACGAGGAUUCAAUGAUGCACAAAAGGAGGAGUACUUCAGAAAAAGAUUCACGGAUGAGAAUCAGGCCAAAGAAAUCAUUGAUCAUGUUAAACAAUCAAAGAGUCUCUUUAUCAUGUGCCACAUCCCAGUCUUCUGCUGGAUUUCAGCCACUGUUCUCCAGAACAUUUUAGAGGAGAAAAGAAAUAAUGUUGUGAAAAACAGUCAGGCUGAUGAUGUCUCCAAAACACUGCAGGAGUCAAAUACUGAAGACACUCCUAAGACUCUGACACAAAUGUACACACACUUCCUCAGAUUUCAGAUCCAGCAGAGCGGACGAAAGUAUGAUGGAGAACAUACACCAGAUGUUUCCUGGGAUAAAGAUGCCAUCUUUUCACUGGGGAAACUGGCAUUUGAUCAGCUGGAAAGAAACAAUGUGAUCUUCUAUGACACAGAUCUGGAAGCCUGUGGUAUUGACGUCUAUAAGGCAUCAGUGUACUCAGGCAUGUGUACCCAGAUCUUUAAGGAGGAAACAGGGAUCACUCUUGGUACCAUGUACUGCUUCGUUCACUUGAGCAUUCAAGAGUUUAUUGCAGCCCUUUAUGCACAUCUGUUUCUAGACAUAAAGAAGAAAAGUAUAUUUGUUCAUGCGUCUACAAAAUGGAAAUAUAAAAGUGAAACCAUGAUUGAUUUGCUCAAGACUGCAGUGGACAAGACACUAGAGAGUGAUAAUGGACACCUGGAUCUUUUUCUUCGCUUCCUCCUUGGUUUGUCACUCCAGUCCAAUCAGAGACUCUUACAGGGUCUGUUGAAACAGAAAAAUAGAAAUGAGCAGAGCAAAAAGGAAAUGGUUCAGUACAUCAAGCAGAAAUUAGAGUCUAAUCUGUCUCCAGAGAGAUCCAUCAAUUUGUUCUACUGUCUGAAUGAACUGAACGACCAAACUCUGGUGAAAGACAUUCAGACCCACCUUAGCAAAGGAAGUCUCUCAUCUGCUGAUCUUUCACCUGCCCAGUGGUCUGCUUUGGUCUUUGUGUUGUUGACAUCAGAGGAGGAGCUGGAGGAGUUUGAGCUUCAGAAAUUCAAGAAAUCAGACGAGUGUCUCAUUAGAUUAUCAGCAGUCAUCAAAACCUGCAAAAGAGCUCUGCUAAAUGAUUGUGGCUUAACAGACAAAAGCUGUCCAGCUCUGGCUUCAGUUCUUGGAUCAGAUACCAGUCUGAAAGAGCUGAACAUGAACAAUAAUAAUCUGCAGGAUUAUGGAGUUAAGAUGCUCUGCACUGGAUUGAAAUAUAAAAAUUGCAAAUUAGAGAUACUGAGACUUUCAGACUGCAGUAUCACUGAAGAAGGUUAUAAAGCUCUGUCUUCAGCUCUGAGAUCAAACCCUUCACACCUGAUAGAGCUGGAUCUCACAGGAAAUGAUCCUGGAGAAUCAGGAGUGAAGCUGCUCAGUGAUUUACUACAGGAUCCAAACUGUCAACUCAAGACUCUGAGGUUUUUGGGUCCUGCUGCAGAUGAAGGCUGUCAGUAUGUGACUGGAAUUGUGGGUAAAAACCCGUUACUCCUGAGAGAGCUGAAUCUGAGUGAUCAUGAACUAGGAGACACAGGAGUGAAUCAGAUCUCUGCUCUACUGCAGGAUAAACACUGUACACUCAACACACUGAAUCUGUGUGUAUGCAGUAUUACAGAGAAACAGUGUCUCAUCCUGACUUCAGCUCUGAAAUCAAACCCAUCACACCUGAGAGAACUGAACCUGAGCAGGAAUAAACUACUAGGAGACUCUGGAGUGAAACACCUCAGUGAUCUACUGAUGAACACACAAUUCAAGCUGGAGAAACUACAGUUAGUAUCAUUAUACUCUACAGCAGUUACAGUCAGAUUAAAGAUCACUGUUUACUUUCAGAAAGUCACCAUGAAAUUAAAGUUGACAGUUAUUAUUUUUUAUGGAAUAUUUCAGUGCUGAAAUGAUUUAUCUGAGCACAUAAUGUAUUUCUAAUCCUGAUCUUUGAUCUGAAUAACUUUCCUUCUCCUCACAACUGUCAUGAAUCCUGUCCGUGGUCUUCCGUCCGCUCUCCACCAGAGGUCCCGCUCCUAUUAUAUUGACUCACACUACACAGACUGUUAUGUGUCCCCCGGACUACAUUUCCCAUGAUCCAUUGCACUGAUUAACCAUAACUGAAGGAGAUUCAUCUGUGAUUAUGAACGUGAUAUUUAAUAUCUUGAUAGUGAACUACGGUUCUGUUUAUUAAAUGCUGCUCCAUCUGAAAUCAAUCACUUUAAAUAAUAGUGUAAGUAUUAAAAUAACAAACUCAAAUGGACAAAAAUGUGUUUUAAGCUUAUUAAUAUUUUGAGUCUCUUCUCCCUCACCUCACAGUGCUUUAGUCCAGGGCCUGCUUUCUUCUUGUACAUAUCUCACACACACACACACACACACACACACACACACACACACAUUUUUCGAUGAGUCCACUAGUGAUAAUAAUGUUACCUGCUUGACAGAAAGGGUUGCCAGGUUUUCAAAACAAAAUCCACCUAAUUGCUUCUCAAAACUAGCCCAAACUAACCACAUUUCGAGGGGGUCCCUUGGUAAAAAUAGCGUUCCGGGGCUAAAAUACACGUCACUGGGGUCGUUUCAACCCAGAGCAACAUUGAUAAAGUUUCAAAUCCAUGAGAAAACUGCAGACUUGGCAACACUGUGAGGAUAGUAAUGUCUACAACAGACUCAAGCGCUGUCUCCUGCUGCACUAAUAGUAGUAAGACUUUCCUCUGUGGAUACACUUCCUCACAAGUGCAAUUCUAGCUUUUACGCCCAGUUUACGCCCUGCAUGUGAUUUAUUGAGCAGCCCUACAUUCAGAAGAGCACAUCAGUUUUUCAGCCUGGUUCUCUUCUGAGAAGCUGGUGACCCAUCAAAUAUAACAACAAAACAUACAUUAAUAAUAGUAAUGAUAUUAUUGCAUUU
Molecule: messenger RNA, 4349 nt
Organism: Carassius carassius (crucian carp)
Lineage: Eukaryota; Metazoa; Chordata; Actinopteri; Cypriniformes; Cyprinidae
Product: NACHT, LRR and PYD domains-containing protein 12-like
Exons: 11
Coding region: 188-3352 (1054 amino acids)
Molecular function (GO): protein binding
Source: RefSeq, a predicted model, not a curated record